CUACCUAACCUUGAGUCUUACAGAAUAGCUGUUAGAAGAGGCAGUAGAACAGCUGUGAUCUCUCCACCCACUCUUUUCAUUCUUCGAUCUUUUUUUUUUCAGUCUUUUCAUCCCCUGUCCUCUCCACAUGCCUGCAGUGCUAUAUCUUCAUACAUGGGACUGAGAGCUUGUGCAGCUCAGAUGGGAGGUGCAACUGCUGUGUGCUACAUGAACGCGCGUGGUCGUGCACGGAGGUGGGUAGUGCCAAGCAAGGGAUGCUGAACGGAGGCCGUGAGGGCCUGUUCGAGCAGGGCAGGCGCUUCCAGCAGGAGGGUGACUCCAGGGCGGCUCUGCAGUGUUUCCUUAGCUGUCUGCUGGGGCUGACCCAUGUGCAGAGCUUUCACUCGCUGCCAAACUGUUUGCAUCAGAUUGCUGAGCUCUUCAUCGAUGAGAAAAAUUAUGAGAAAGCGCUGCAGUUCAUUCAGGCAGAGAAGAUGUUCUAUGAGGUGGCAUUGAUCGAACUCACAGCUCUUCACGGAAGCACAGGCUCUCAGGAGGACAGCACAUUGGGUUCUCCAGGAUGGAUCUCCCAAGAGGAGUUAUCAGAGCAGGCCUCGCAGGCCCAGGAUCUUGAGAGACUGGCCCAACUUUGCAUCAUGAGUAAAAGACCCCAUCUUGCUUUAGAGUACAGCGGCAAGGCCACAAAAAUACACCAACGAGCAUUUGGUAAUGAUCACCCCAUCACAGCCAGGAGCCUGGAGCUACUGGGCACUGUCUAUGCUGAGAUCGGCAAAAAUGAAUAUACAGAUUCAUUGGGUCAGUGUGUGUCAGCUCUGUCAAAAACAUCCUCUGCCGCUGAGUCUUACAACAAUACACUCAACGGUUUCACUCUCAGUGAUAAAGAUACUGAGCUCUGGCACAGAAAAGACCCACAUCUUCCAUCAGACACUUCAAAACCAAAGGUCAUCAACAGUAAGAUCCCCAUCUCCAUCCUAAAGAGGACCAACGAGCCAUUCUCAACUCAGCGGCGGAAAACAGAGAGGCGCGUUCGUUUCAGCGAGCCAGAGAUCACUGUUCAUGACAUUCCGUACUAUGACUGUUUGGGAGGAUAUGACUCAUCUCAGAGCCGACCCCACCUGGCCCUGCUUACAUGUCUGUUCCUGCUGCUUUCAGCAUUGGGUUUAGCUCUCUACUGCACACACCGCCGACGGCCCCAUCGCGCCUGUGAGGAAUUACAGGCGGCUCUCGCUGUCUAUCUGCUGCGGUUCAAACAAAUCCUGUGGGGCUGCUGGAUCUGGCUGACCAUGCAGUGAUUAGAUCAGACUACCAGUAGCAUCAAUGUUCUCCAACCAUGCUCCCAUGAAUACAGAAAGCCAGGCAGUGGCACAGAAAAGACCACAAAGCUGAGACUCAUGGCUUCAUGGAAGAACAUUGGAAUAAUGGGCACUUAAAUUACGACCCUUUAUUUGGUACCUACUGGAACUGAAAAUGCCUUCAAAAUCCAUUUAAUGAAAAACAGCUAACUUUUGCACGCCAUCCACAGAUGGCAUUUUUAUGCCCUUUAUGAUUCAAAUGCCAUAUUCUCAUUUUUACUGUGAUGCAGAUAUAUUUCCAAUUAUAUAUAAGAUAUAUAUACAGAUAUAUCUGUCCUUGUAGCACUUGUGGUUAAACCAUAUUUCUGUUUUUUAAUGACAUCUGUUACCAAUUAUUCAAAGAAUACUCAUAGGAACCAUCAAAAAAAUUUUUACUGCAGUAAAAUUAGAUUCAGAAUGAAGAAAAUCGAAAAUUAGGUUUUAGAUUUUGAUUAUUCUUUAAAUCAGUAUACAAAGUUGAAUGUCUGAUGCACAGCUGCAUGUCGUACAGCUGUGCUUCUCCAUAAAUUACAUAUAUCUCACAUGUUUUCUUUUGGUAUUUACUAGGUCUGCAACUGUCUAUAUAGAAUGGAAAACACUAUUAUUGAUUUCACUAUUAAUCCAAUAUGCUUUGAAUAGUUACCCAUGUAAAUAGAAUGUAUUAAUGAGUAAUCCAUUUUAUUGUGCACAGUGUAUUAGAAUGUACAUAGAAUCACUCAAUACCCAGAAUAACUCAGUUUCAGAUGACUUUAGCAUAAAGUUAAGCACAAAUAUUUCCUUUUUUUUUUUUUUUUUUUUAACUUU
This is a messenger RNA of Hemibagrus wyckioides, 2135 nucleotides long. RefSeq names its product linkage group 09 C14orf180 homolog (gene lg09h14orf180). The coding region runs from base 255 to 1292 and encodes 345 amino acids. The transcript has 10 exons. Gene Ontology annotation, biological process: positive regulation of Golgi to plasma membrane protein transport. Gene Ontology annotation, molecular function: connexin binding. The record is from RefSeq and is a predicted model, not a curated record. Lineage: Eukaryota; Metazoa; Chordata; Actinopteri; Siluriformes; Bagridae. Gene Ontology annotation, cellular component: trans-Golgi network; plasma membrane; transport vesicle.